CCAAAACCAAAACCAAAACCCCACUCUGAGUCUCUCUCUCAUCCUCAUUCUCCCCCUUGAAUUCCCAUUCCCUAAAUCGCUACCUCCCACAUCCCAAUUUUGACGAUUUUCCUCCUUCCGCCAUGGAUUCUGAGGACGAUCUUCAUUACUCCACCGACGUUGAAUCCGUCGAUGAUGAUUGCGAUUUCUACAGCGGUGAAAUGGACAUGGGUAUGGGUUAUUACAGCGAUGACGACGAUCCUGACGCUGAAGAUUUCGUGGACGACGAAACCGAUGAUUACUUCGACUCACGUCGACGCGAGCAAAAUUAUACCAUACUAAAUGAGUCAGAUAUAAGACAACGCCAAGAGGACGACAUUACAAGAAUUUCUUCUGUACUUUCUAUAUCACGUGUAGCGUCAAUUGUGUUACUCCGCCACUUCAAUUGGAGUGUUACUAAAGUCCAUGAUGAAUGGUUUGCUGAUGAAACUAGUGUAAGGAAGCAAGUUGGCUUGUUGGAAGCACCUGUUGUACAUGUCCUAAAUGCUAGAGAACGAACCUGUGGAAUCUGUUUUGAGUCCUAUCCAAAUAGUAGGAUCAAGUCAGCCGCCUGUGGUCAUCCUUUCUGUGCCAACUGCUGGGAAGGCUACAUUACCACAUCAAUUAAUGACGGUCCUGGAUGUCUGGCGUUGAGAUGUCCUGAUCCUUCUUGCAGUGCUGUGGUUGAUCAAGACAUGAUUAACUCAUUGGUCUCGAAUGAAGACAGGAAGAAAUAUGCUCGUUACCUUCUUAGGUCUUAUGUUGAAGACAACAAAAAGACUAAAUGGUGCCCCGCACCUGGUUGUGAGCAUGCUGUUCUCUUUGAUGCCGGCAAUGGAAAUUAUGAUGUUUCUUGCCUCUGCACAUAUGGCUUUUGCUGGAAAUGCACAGAAGAAGCUCACCGUCCUGUAGAUUGUGCAACUGUGGAAAAAUGGAUUUUAAAGAACAGUGCUGAGUCUGAAAAUAUGAAUUGGAUAUUAGCUAAUUCCAAGCCUUGUCCAAAGUGCAAGCGGCCAAUUGAGAAAAAUCAAGGGUGCAUGCACAUGACUUGCACACCUCCGUGUACAUUUGAAUUUUGCUGGCUGUGUCUUGGUGCAUGGUCCGAUCAUGGUGAAAGAACUGGUGGCUUCUAUGCUUGCAACCGAUAUGAGGUAGCUAAGCAAGAUGGUGUGUAUGACGAGGCUGAGAAAAGAAGAGAAAUGGCGAAGAAUUCUUUGGAAAGAUACACUCACUAUUACGAACGUUGGGCAAGCAAUCAAACAUCUAGGCAAAAAGCAAUAGCAGAUUUGCAUCAAAUGCAGAAUGUGCAUAUUGAGAAGCUCAGUGAUAUACACUGCACUCCUGAGUCUCAGCUAAAGUUCAUAACAGAGGCUUGGUUACAGAUAAUUGAAUGUAGACGAGUUUUGAAAUGGACUUAUUCAUAUGGAUAUUACCUGCCGGAACAGGAGCAUGCCAAGAGACAGUUUUUUGAGUAUUUGCAAGGUGAGGCCGAGUCGGGAUUAGAAAGGCUCCAUCAAUGCGCCGAAAAGGAAUUGCUCCAGUUCGUCAGUGCAGAAGGUCCAUCAAAAGAAUUUAAUGACUUCCGCACAAAGCUUGCUGGUCUAACCAGUGUUACUCGAAAUUACUUUGAGAACCUAGUUAGAGCAUUAGAGAAUGGGCUUUCGGAUGUGAAUUCUCAUGGAGCAAGCAGCGGCACAACGAGCUCAAAAAACACAGCAGGAAGUAGUAAAGGAGGGAGAAGCGGACGAGGUAAGGGAAUCAGUCGAAUCGGGAGCUCAACCAGAAGUGGCGAUAAUGCUGCAACUCAUUGGUCAUGUGAACACUGUACGUUUGUGAACACAAAAUCUAGUAGCACAUGCGAGAUGUGCCAUCAACAACACCAUUGAGAAAAACCUCUGGUGUUUCAACUGAAGUAGAGAAAGAAAGUAAUCAACAAGGAGGAGAAAUGGAAAGGAAAUGUCUGAUUUGGUGUGUGUUUAUCAGACCCUUUUUUUUCUUUGUGUUGAUUAUUUUCUCAAGUCCAUUUGAAAAAGAGAAAGAUAGAAAAAAGAAAAAAAAAAAAAAAGAAGAGGGAGGGGGGAGGGAUGUGUGUUUGGUUAAGAGAGAGAGAGAGAGAGAGGGAAAUGUCAAAUAUGAUUUGAAUGUAAAUAGUUGGCAGUAUAAAUUAACAACAAAUAUGUGUUUUCCCAAAAACCAAAAAUGUAGCUUUCACUUGCUCUGC
Cucurbita maxima (winter squash) is the source of this 2239-nucleotide messenger RNA. RefSeq names its product probable E3 ubiquitin-protein ligase ARI8. Gene Ontology annotation, biological process: ubiquitin-dependent protein catabolic process; protein polyubiquitination; positive regulation of proteasomal ubiquitin-dependent protein catabolic process. NCBI's taxonomy places the organism in Eukaryota, Viridiplantae, Streptophyta, Magnoliopsida, Cucurbitales, Cucurbitaceae. The record is from RefSeq and is a predicted model, not a curated record. Gene Ontology annotation, molecular function: ubiquitin conjugating enzyme binding; ubiquitin protein ligase activity; zinc ion binding. The transcript has 15 exons. Gene Ontology annotation, cellular component: cytoplasm; ubiquitin ligase complex. Bases 123 to 1904 code for a protein of 593 amino acids.